Myotis davidii is the source of this 1944-nucleotide messenger RNA. RefSeq names its product immunoglobulin superfamily member 6 (gene IGSF6). Lineage: Eukaryota; Metazoa; Chordata; Mammalia; Chiroptera; Vespertilionidae. The coding region runs from base 816 to 1529 and encodes 237 amino acids. The transcript has 6 exons. The record is from RefSeq and is a predicted model, not a curated record.
CACACUCGCUGAGCCCUGGCAGGAAGAGCUGGUGGCCCAGGAGUGAGGGCGGAGCCUCCUGGGGGGAGCGGGGAGCAGUGGCAGGGCGCCAAGGCUGGGGCAGCACUGGCAGGUGCUUGGCGGUGGUGGGGCUUCAGAUCAGCUUGAUGGAGUGACCGGGGCAUUUUUCUUGGCUGCAGCCAACAGGCAAUUCUGCCGUCUUCUCAGUGGCUCUGUGACCCCCUCCAUCCUUUCCUUAAAUUCCCUUUUGCUUAAGUCAGCAGAGUCCAUUUCUAUUGUUUCAGAAAGAAUCUGAGCACGGAGGGGGGCAGGGAGCAGGGCUGGGAGGGACGGGUGACAGGUUCCACACACCUGCUUCACUGACACAUUAAAAAGGGGUCACACAAAACUGGGCUCAGCUACUUACUGGCACAGCGUGUUGUUCAUUAUACUGAGAUGUGUUUGCUGUUCACUGAUCUCUCUCUGUGGCGAUUCCAGCGGUGACUCCCAAGACCGGCAAAGAGACUGCGCUGGACAUUUAAGUAAUACUCCUUCCCGGGAAUACCCACACAUCAAGUCUCACUCACACCAUCUAGCGCCUAAGAGGCUUUGCGAAAAGCCAAGACAAAUGUAUCAUAUGAACACCUAGACAUGUGCUCUAGGCUAAAGUCUCAACUUCAAAUGGCGAAACUGCAUUACAAACAAUAUUUACACAAUUUCAAAAAGUUCCUGAUUAUGGUUCCUUAAUAAGAGUUCCUCUCUUCAGUUCUUCCUUCUAAAAAGAGGAAAACAGGGCAACUCUCUUCAAAUACACGUCCCCACCCCCACACACAGAGAUGGAGGCUGUGGACGCGGCCAGGGCCCUCCUCGGCCUGGAAGUCGGUCUGCUUCUGUGCUGUGUCGGUGCCGUGGGCGGCUGCACCGUGUCCAUCUCGCAGCCUCCUGUCCUCGAAGUGGACUACGCGCAAGGGGCCGUGACCGUGCCCUGCUUCUUCUCCACGGUCGGCUGCCCCCCUGAGGCCCCCAGCAGCCUGUGGUUCCGCUACGGGGCUCACCGGACGGAGACCCUCUGCGUGGACGGGUGCACAAGUGAGGCCGACAAGUUUACAGUGAGGAAGGCACAGAACCAGGUCUCCCUCACAGUCAACCGGCUGACGCCCAAUGACAGUGCCAUCUACAUCUGUGGACUCGCCUCGCCCAGCUCAGAGGACCCAAGGGCCAAGGAGGCCGGAGCGGGGACCGUGCUGGUGGUGAGAGAAGCGCGAGGCCCAGGCACGGCCCUGCGGGGGCUCCUGGCGGCUCUGCUGGCCCUGCUCUCCGUCUACGUGGUCGUGGUGCUCGGGGUCUUCGUCAUCCUCGCCAGGUCAAAAUUUAACACUCUAAGAAACAAAGAAAAAGAAGAUUCACAAAAGAAAAAGAGUGCCAGGCGUAUUUUUCAGGAAAUUGCUCAAGAACUUUACAAUAAGAGACAUGUGGGAACAAGUCACCAACCUGAGAAAGACAACACUUAUGAAAACAGGACAGCACUGGACAACUAUGAAAGACCAUAGAAACUAUUUAAUCUUCAAGCAAGUCACUGAAAAUUAGAAGUUAUGGUAGUUUUAAUGGACAUAUACCCACCAGGGCUUUAGAAACAUAAACAAAGAUGAAUGGAAAAGACAACUGGGCACAAGUAAGGAUGCCGGAGUACAAGAAACUACAACUACAAUAACUACCACACACUCAAACUCUGUGAAACUGCACAUACUUCCCUAACUCGCUAGAAGAUGCUACACUCAUGUGGUCAAGAUCAACACCCUGGUCAGGCCUGAUGGAGAGAAGGCGUGUGUUCAACUGGCUCCUGACUAUGACGUUUUGGAUGUUGCCAACAAAACUGGGAUCAUCUAAACUGAGUCCAGCUGCCUAAUUCUAAGUCUAAAAAUUUUACACUGUAUAAAUAAAUAAAUAGAAUUCUAAGCAUUCUAA